AUGUUUGGCACUACAGUGACUGUGCCAAAUGCUGAUAUUGCCAAAAUAAUGUAUUAUUUAGAUUGUAUAUGUACCGUUAUUGAUUACAAUGAUAACGACAUUAAUCGAUAUCGAAACUAUUCAAAUUGGGCUAAUAUGUCGGAUUAUGAAGAUCGUUUGAUUUAUUUACUGGCUUUAACACUUUCGCCAGAUGAAUUAGAAAAUAAAGUCUUUUUCGAAGCACCAGAAUUAUGCCCUACGACGAACAAUCAAUUUUAUGAAAUUGGUCAAGUUAAAAAUCGAUUAGUGGUUGUUCAAUCAAUUAUUAUCGGUGGUCGAUCGCGUCAAGUGAAAAAAAUUAUGGCGUAUGAACCAAUUUGGAUACAGAGAAAUUAUUAUGAACCAAUGGCAAGACUACAAAGACGGUUUAGUCCAGACGACGAUGACGAUGACAAUGAUGAUGAUGAUGAUGAUGAAAAUAAUUAUAAUUAUAAUUAUACAACACCGUCAUCGAGCACUUGUGUUAUUUCUUAA
Molecule: messenger RNA, 513 nt
Organism: Rotaria sp. Silwood2
Lineage: Eukaryota; Metazoa; Rotifera; Eurotatoria; Philodinida; Philodinidae
Source: the annotation of a GenBank genome assembly